Molecule: messenger RNA, 1789 nt
Organism: Oreochromis niloticus (Nile tilapia)
Lineage: Eukaryota; Metazoa; Chordata; Actinopteri; Cichliformes; Cichlidae
Gene: anxa11b
Product: annexin A11b
Biological process (GO): phagocytosis; cytokinetic process
Cellular component (GO): nucleus; vesicle membrane; plasma membrane
Molecular function (GO): calcium ion binding; phosphatidylserine binding; calcium-dependent phospholipid binding
Source: RefSeq, a predicted model, not a curated record
AAUGACACAUCACAGCCCUCUGAGUCAACAGUGGUCUAUCUCCAGCGCUAACAACAAGCAAAGGUUAUUACUGCUAGCACGGAAACUAGGACCCACCCACAUUCAGCCCUGACUCUCUGCCUGGCUCUUCCUGAUCUGACGCCCGCAUCUGCCAAGUUCUGAAGAUGAGCUACCCAGGAUACCCUCCUCAGUCUGGAGGAUACCCACCACAGGCGGGAGGUUACCCGCCUCAACCAGGGGCAUAUCCUCCCCAAGCAGGUGGCUACCCACCAGCAGCAGGUGGCUACCCUCCUGCAGCAGGUGGCUACCCACCAGCAGCAGGUGGUUACCCGCCUGCAGGAGGAGGCUUCCCCCCACAGGCAGGCGGAUACCCACCCCAAGCAGGCGGUUAUCCCAGCAGCAGGGGUUAUCCACCACAGGGGGGUGGUUACCCUGCUCCAGCUGGAGGCUUCCCUCCCCAAGCUGGUGGAUACCCUGCACAGCCUGGAGCAGGAGGCUAUCCAUCCAUGCCUGCAGCAGGUGGAGGCUGGGGUGCAGCACCAGGUGGCUAUGGAGCGCCAGGAGGAGCUCCGCAGGGCUAUCCAGGAGGCCCUUCCCCAGGUCAACCCAUGCCAAGUUACCCAGGAGCACCUGCCACCAACCCUUCAAUGCCUGGAUAUGGAAGUGGGGGUCCCUCCAACCCUCAGGCCCCUGCCAUACCUACAGGGUACAGGGGUUCUAUUAAAGACUUUCCAGGGGCUGAUCCACUGAAGGAUGUUGAAGUUCUUCGAAAGGCAAUGAAGGGUUUUGGCACCGAUGAAAAUGCCAUUAUUGAACUUCUGGGAAAUCGUUCAAACAAGCAGAGGGUUCCACUGGUAGCGGCCUAUAAAACUACUUAUGGGAAGGAUUUAACCAAGGAUCUGAAGUCUGAGCUAACUGGAAACUUUGAAAAUCUGGUUCUUGCCAUGCUGAAGACUCCUGCAUACUUUGAUGCAUCUGAACUCAGAGAAGCCAUAAAGGGUGCGGGAACUGAUGAGGCUUGUCUCAUUGAGAUUUUGUCAUCACGCUCCAAUUCAGAGAUUCAGGAAAUUACCAGAAUCUACAAAGCUGAGUACGGGAAGAGCCUGGAGGAUUCUAUUAGCAGCGACACGUCUGGACACUUUCGCAGACUCCUGGUGUCUCUCUGUCAGGGAAAUCGUGAUGAAAGGCCAAAUGUUGACAUCUCUUUGGCCAAACAGGAUGCUCAGAAACUGUACGCUGCAGGAGAAAAUAAGGUGGGAACUGAUGAGUCUCAGUUUAAUGCCAUCCUGUGUGCUCGCAGCAAGCCUCACCUUAGGGCAGUCUUUCAGGAGUACCAGCAUAUGUGCGGGAAGGACAUUGAGAAGAGCAUCUGCAGGGAAAUGUCUGGCAAUCUUGAGUCUGGAAUGGUGGCUGUGGUGAAGUGCAUCAAGAACACCCCCGCUUACUUUGCCGAGAGGCUCAACAAGGCCAUGAAGGGAGCAGGGACAAAGGACACAACCCUCAUCCGUAUCAUGGUGUCCCGCUCCGAGGUAGAUAUGUUGGACAUCAGGCAGGAGUAUCUGAAGACCUACGGAAAAUCACUGUACACUGACAUCUCAGGUGAUACCUCUGGGGAUUACAAGAAGCUGCUGUUGAAGCUGUGUGGAGGUAGUGACUAAAAAGCACUAAGACUCCAAAGGAGCGUGUCUCAAAAGGACAUCAUAUACAUCCACACUGAAACAAUGUUAUAUGACCUUAUAUCCCGUGUGAUGCAUGCAUUUAGUGCCAUUUUUCUGAUUAUUACAUCAAA